This is a messenger RNA of Aspergillus tanneri, 660 nucleotides long. RefSeq names its product pre-mRNA-splicing factor SPF27 family protein. The transcript is spliced from 2 exons. The coding region runs from base 1 to 660 and encodes 219 amino acids. NCBI's taxonomy places the organism in Eukaryota, Fungi, Ascomycota, Eurotiomycetes, Eurotiales, Aspergillaceae. The record is from RefSeq and is a predicted model, not a curated record. Gene Ontology annotation, cellular component: catalytic step 2 spliceosome; Prp19 complex; precatalytic spliceosome. Gene Ontology annotation, biological process: mRNA processing.
AUGCCUCUUAUCAACGAAUCUCACGACUCCCUCCCAUAUAUCGAUGUUGAGCCAUCCGCAGGAGCUCGCGCGCGGGCUGAAAAGUUGAUCGUGGCAGAGCUUCCAUCAGACUACUCGUCGUCCAUCCAUCCGGCUAUUCCCGCAUUCCCCGAACCCCGGUUUACCCCUCUCAUGCAACAAGAGGUGGAACGGAAGGCGCGCGGAUUUCCCUUGGUCGGUGGGAUCGAUCUCUCGCGAUAUGAGGCCCCCGAGCCCCCGACACGAUCCUCGGAUGCAGGAUCCGAAUCGACGCCGGAUCUGGAUGAGUGGCGCCAGACCUUACGGAGGGCAUACACGGCCAGCUCCCAUUUGUCCAUGAGACAUGAGAACCUGGCGCUGCUGGAGGAAAACGGCAAGAAUGCGUGGCUGAUUGGUAACUCUCAGCUGGAGGAGAUCCUACGAGGUCUGGAGAAGGAAUUAGUCCAGACCAAGGAAGCUGCGGAAUUGGUCAACAAGCAACGGAAAAUCGCCCAGGAGGCGAGCCAAGGAGAGCUGGCGGGGUUGGAGGAUUCCUGGAGGAAAGGGGUGGGUGCGACUCUGGAUGUGGAAUUGGCUGCGGAGAAUCUCCGGCUGCAAAUCCUAGAGCAGAGACGUCAUCUUGCACAGCAGCAAUCCCGGUAG